AUAAUAGGCAUGAUGGUCAUCAAAUUAGAAGGCGCAUGGUGGUUGGAGCUUGAGAGUUGAGAGUUGAGAGACCACCCACCAAGGUUGCUUUUUCCAGAAUAUCCUCUUUUCAGAUCUCUCUCCUUUCCUUCCCCUGAAUGCAAUUCAUCUUUAAUUUUGAAGAGCAUUCUCGAAUCUGGGUGUGGGUAAUGGAAGCUUUCACCGCUGAAGAUCUGUCCAAGAUCGGGGGAAUCGCCACCGUUUCGCUUCUCCACUCCUUCAUCCCCACCCAUUGGCUCCCUUUUUCCAUCGUUGGCCGCGCCCAGAAAUGGACUCUCUCCAAGACACUUUUCGUCACUGCAUUUGGAGCCAUUUUGCAUGUGAUAUCCACUUCGCUUCUUGGUGUAACAGCAAUCACCAUGGCAAACAGUAUUGCUGGGGAGGAAACAGUCCAUAAACUUGCUUCACUGUUGCUCGUAAUUCUUGGUGGUAGUUAUAUUUUGUUGUUUUUGGCUGGAAAAGGUGGUCACAGUCAUUCACACAACCAACCAAUGGAGAAAAUGGCUGUUGCUGGACUUGUUCUUGUUCCAGCCUUGUCCCCUUGUGCAACUACACUUCCAGUGUUUCUUGCAGUUGGGAAUUCUUCCUCCAUGAUGGUGCUUGCUAUUAUAGUGCUGCUUUUCAGCACCAUUACUGUGAUGACCUCACUGGUGGCUCUCUCAUUCUACGGUGCCAGCCAGCUCAAGUUUCACUGGGUGGAGCGGUACGACAAGCUUCUUGUGGGUUCAGUGCUAUGUUUGGUAGGAGUCCUGACCCUUAUUUUCCACGAUCAUGAUCAUGAUGGACAUGGAAGCUCCACUGCUGGGCAGUUGAAUAGGAAACUGAUUGUUCUUUGAGGAUUCUUGUUAACUCAGCAGGAUGUGUUUUGGGAAAGUUAACAGUUAGGGUAUAUAUCUAUAUGAUGGUGCUAAAAGAGAAUGAAAAUGUAAAACUGGUGUUCCUUGUGCCAUUAAGGGAUGUUUCGAUCUCAAUUGUACUUGCAGAUUCAUAUGACAAUCCUUACUGUAUUCGUUUCUGACACUCUUUCCUUCGAUCUACCACUCGCUACUUUUAUUAUC
Messenger RNA from Vitis riparia (riverbank grape), 1097 nucleotides. RefSeq lists its product as uncharacterized. The record is from RefSeq and is a predicted model, not a curated record. The coding region runs from base 138 to 875 and encodes 245 amino acids. Lineage: Eukaryota; Viridiplantae; Streptophyta; Magnoliopsida; Vitales; Vitaceae. The transcript is spliced from 3 exons.